AACCUGAGCAGACUCUCUCGUCUUGGCCUUCCUUGCAGUCCCUCGUAUUCUGGUCAGAUCGUCCGACUCGAUGCGAAAAUGUCCGGAGACCGCAAAGCACAUGAUCACACGUUGGCAACGGACAAUGCCUCGGGGUCAGGUUCGAUGACUCCGAGAGGAAACACGAAACCCGCACCGCUGAACCUAGGUUCGCCCUCUCGUCCAUCAACGCCCGUUCGCGGUCGACGCUACCCCACGGAUCUCGCACGCGAUUCCUCGCGCGUGCCUUUGCAUCGCAGGGGAACAUCCAAGACGUAUGAGCGCCUAGAAGACCUUCUCCGAGAGGCGGGCUACAAAGAAACCCGAGUUGUGACGCCCCACGCGGAGCGCAUGGCCGCACAGAGGUCUGAAUCUCAGACCGGAGAGGCAUCGAGGAAUGCGGUGCAGAGCGGAGUGGGCGCCGUGGUAGGCUUUCUGGCGGGUUUUAUUCCCGGAGCCGCGGCCACAACGGACGACUCGAAGGCAGAGCAUGACCACAAACCGUCUCCUCUUGCGGACUCGCCUACGACCAGUCCAUCGAUCCGCAAACAAUCCCUUCCGGAUUCGGGCGUUUUUGGAUCCGCCAAGCCUCGCGUUUCGCCAACUCAAGAGUUAGCUGGUCACAAAUCGGAAGCAAACACCUCAUCAUUCAAGGGAUCGCCUCGCGACGCUGCCUGGCCUGAACCGGAGAGCCUAGCGAGCUCCUCUCAAUCCGUCCGGCCCCGCCCAGCACAUCCCAACGCGCGCACAUACGCUGAUGCCUCUCAAGCUCAUGUGUAUCUCCGUCAUAUCGCAUCGGCCCCGAAUAUCCGUAGACGUCGCUCGAAUCUGGCGCAAAGAGACCAUGGAGGAGACGAGCAACCGCCACUGCCGCGGGGCUGGCUCGAGACCGUCGCGCGUGCGGUGCUCGGCGCUCCCGAACAAGGUCACAUCGGCGGUCCGGUUCGCUCGAAAACACCGGUACCUCAUCGCGUCGCCGCCCUCUCGGAUGGCACGAACCGACGACCCUUCGCGCCGCCGCAGACGUUGCUCAUGCAGCGUGUCCACAACUCGCCCGGGAAGGUCACGGCCGCGGUAGUGGUGUGUCGGAGUGCUCCAGGAUCCAGGUCGGCGUCACGAGCGAGGCCCAAAACGGGACUUUCCCGUGCGAUCGGUGGAGGGAGCCUCAGAGGGAGACGAGGUAGCUCCGGGAAACGCAAGAUCGAUCACGGGCACGAUCUACCCGUCCUUGCGGACACGCAUACCGAAGGCGACAUCUGGACGAAGCAUGGUGGUAGGCCGUCGGUGGACGCCUCGAAUGAUCUGGAGGAUGAUGACGACGAUGACGAGGGAGAGCUUGACCUCGCGCGAAUUCUUGUGCCUCCCAAGAGACAACAGUCAAUUCGCAGCUUGCGCCGACACCUGCAGUUCGAACGGAGUCAAAGCUUGCGCCUUCCCGGCCCGCGAAAGGUGUCCGUGUACGAUACCGCAACCAGGCGGGACCAACCGGACGCAGACGUGGAUGAAGACGGUAUUUGGACGGGUAGAGGGCUGCGGAGGACACCGGGCGGCGAAGACGACGAAGAAGAAGAACGAUACCUGUUCGCGAACAAUGCUUCCAGGUCCGGAAGAGAUAAACGACGGCAAGGCAUCCCGACUACCUGGGGUCGGGGGCGGUAGCCUCCACUCUCCGGAAAGACUCACUACUUAAUGACAUCCCCUCUUUUUUUCUUUUAAUUCGUAACGACCCUCCAUGCAUUUUCGUUCAUUCAUCAUCGUAUUUUAUGC
Messenger RNA from Punctularia strigosozonata HHB-11173 SS5, 1785 nucleotides. RefSeq lists its product as uncharacterized. The transcript is spliced from 2 exons. The record is from RefSeq and is a predicted model, not a curated record. Bases 79 to 1677 code for a protein of 532 amino acids. NCBI's taxonomy places the organism in Eukaryota, Fungi, Basidiomycota, Agaricomycetes, Corticiales, Punctulariaceae.